CCCGGGAAGUCGUCCUUGUCUGGAAGGGAAGGUGUUCGUAGCUGCAGUAGACCUCGCCGACUGGAGGCCAGGCUCCCCGGUCUUACCGAGCAGUGACAAGCUGGCGAACGCCGAUCCGUUCUCGUCAUCCUGCAGUCAAGGGCAGCGUUGCCUUUGUAGCCUAUACACUCCACUUCCGGCAGUCGUAGCUUUCGUUAGCUCCUUCUAUAGCUUUCACUUCCAAACUUAGGUAUCAAAGGCUUUUGGAAAUCUAGUGUCAGUCCAGAUACACUGUGUUCUUUUCUGAGCUCAUUCUAAUGCUGCAGCCCUCUGGUCAUACUGUUACCGAUUAUUAUUAUUUUUUUUUAAACUGGUCUGGUGUAGCCCAGGCUGGCACCGAACUCACUUUGUAGCGGAGAUGUCCUUGAACCUCCGAACCUCUCAUCUCUUUCCCAGAUGCUUGAAAUACAUGCUUGUCCCACCGUUCCCGGCUCCCACAAGUUUUUAACUACCAGACACUAUGUUGUGCACUUGAGAUAAAGUGAAGGAAAAUAAAAUAGGGAUGUAAAACACAUGCAGACAAAAAACAUCCAGUAAAUUAUAUGGCAGCAUGUGAUAAGAGCUCGGUAGCUGGGAAUAGAAUUGGAAUGAAUAUACCUGGCUGAAGAGAUGCUUGAGUUUAGACUUGAAGGGUGUGUGCAGCAUGGCUGUAACUGGUGUCAGACUGCUCACUGGUGCUCUAAGAAAACCGGAUGCCUGGACCAGAUUCUGGGGUGUGCUUCAAGGGACAUCUUCACAUAAACUCUGUGCUUCCUGGAAUCGAUACUUGUAUUUUUCUAGUACCAAGCUAAACACAUCAAAUUAUAAAACACUUUUCCGUACCAUUUUCCCUCUGUGGUUCCCAGGGCUUUCAGUAUCUCCAAAAUGUAUUUGUCCAUUUUCUGUACGACUCAAAAGCAACAUAAGCUCCAAAAAGUCCACUAAAAAGACUCUGCAAAAAGAUGCAGAUGAAGAGGACUCUGACGAGGAGAUCCAUCAUCACCCUGAGAGGAGUGAGCAGGAAGAAGAACUUGAGGAUGACCCCAGUGUGGUCAAGGACUACAAAGACCUGGAGAAAGUGGUACAGUCUUUCCGGUAUGAUGUUGUCCUGAAGACCGGCCUUGAUAUUGGGAGAAACAAAGUAGAAGAUGCAUUCUACAAAGGUGAACUCAGACUGAAUGGAGAAAAAUUAUGGAAGAAGAGCAGAACGGUGAAGGUGGGAGAUACCUUGGAUCUCCUCGUUGGAGAGAACAAAGAGACAGGGACCGAGGUGGUGAUGCGGGUUCUCCUGAAAAGCAUCUUCGAGGAGAAGACGGAAAGCGACAAGCACCGUGUGCUGCUUCGACGGUGGAAGAACUUAAAGCUGCCCAAGAAGACGGCGGCGGCGGCGGCGGCCAAAUAACCACAGCUUCUCCACGGCUGCGCCCCAUUGUCGGGGGCUGGCCUAGAGAGGACGUUUGUACUAAAUAAAGUUCUCCUGUCACUGUGGAAGCCUUGGAGCAUUUUGUGGAAGCUGGGAUCUGGGUUUCCUCCUGCACUGCGCUCCUUUAGACCUGGGUUCUGAGAGCUCCCCUGUCCUGCACAGAGACCAGUGCUGGAGGAGCCCAGGCCAGCGAGGGCGUUAGCGCCUGCAUCCAUUUUCCACAUUAACUACCUCAGGAGUCAUUGUAAAAUAAAUUGGCCUUGCUUCUUUGCGGGUUUGGUUUUA
Messenger RNA from Onychomys torridus (southern grasshopper mouse), 1726 nucleotides. RefSeq names its product mitochondrial transcription rescue factor 1 (gene Mtres1). Bases 683 to 1420 code for a protein of 245 amino acids. The transcript has 4 exons. NCBI's taxonomy places the organism in Eukaryota, Metazoa, Chordata, Mammalia, Rodentia, Cricetidae. The record is from RefSeq and is a predicted model, not a curated record.